AUGGGAGGUAGAUGGUUAAAAGAGUUGCUCGGUCGACCAGUGUACCCAUUGCCAACGUACUCCGCGCAGUUUAGGACUUGUUUAGUAUUGGUUCCCAGUCUAGAAAUGUCGGACAACAACGUUGUGUUCUACGGGUUUACCCCUGUCCCACGGGACCCAGAUGUUCUAUUCAAAGAUCAUCCCACCGCCAGUGGUCCCAACCCAAAGCAAGACUUGUUCGUGGCUUCGGACUUUCCUCUCCCUGACUCCGCCGUCGUGCGCCAGGUUAAGGCGUUUGUCAAAAAAGAACUCGACGAGCAGACAUACAAUCACAGCCACAGGGUGUACGUCUAUGGUACUGCACUGGUGAAGACGCACUUCCCUACCUGGACGUACGACUCCGGGACGUACUACCUUGUGUGUCUCCUCCAUGACAUUGGCACCGCCGAGCGAUUUCUCGCGUCAACGAAGAUGUCGUUCGAGUUCAAGGGCGCGAUUGUUGCGCGCGAGCUCAUCCUCGCACAAGGUGGGCAUGAGGACCAGGCAGACAGUGUGUGCGAUGCGAUUAUCCGGCACCAGGAUAUCUUUGUGAAGGGAGGGAACGUUACCAUGGUCGGACAGAUUUUGCAGUUGGCGACCAUCCUCGAUAAUGUUGGGCUGCGCGCGAAUCUCGUCCACCCACGACUCAUCGAAACUACGACCGCGGCCUUCCCACGCAAGGGCUGGUCUGAGCAUUUCGCGCAUGUCAUCGAGACUGAGCUCACGCUGAAGCCAUGGUGCCACACGUCUACGUUUGAGCAGCCGAACUGGAAGGAGGGAGUGCGCAGCAACUUCGCGACGGACGUAAGGGGGAACGAGGUUAUGCGUAAGUACGACUGA
Molecule: messenger RNA, 858 nt
Organism: Sparassis crispa
Lineage: Eukaryota; Fungi; Basidiomycota; Agaricomycetes; Polyporales; Sparassidaceae
Product: Cyanamide hydratase DDI3
Exons: 7
Coding region: 1-858 (285 amino acids)
Source: RefSeq, a predicted model, not a curated record